Cynocephalus volans (Philippine flying lemur) is the source of this 1509-nucleotide messenger RNA. It is a transcript of the gene KCNV1, whose product is annotated as potassium voltage-gated channel modifier subfamily V member 1. Bases 1 to 1509 code for a protein of 502 amino acids. Gene Ontology annotation, cellular component: voltage-gated potassium channel complex; membrane. Gene Ontology annotation, molecular function: protein binding; voltage-gated potassium channel activity. The record is from RefSeq and is a predicted model, not a curated record. NCBI's taxonomy places the organism in Eukaryota, Metazoa, Chordata, Mammalia, Dermoptera, Cynocephalidae. Gene Ontology annotation, biological process: potassium ion transmembrane transport; protein homooligomerization. The transcript is spliced from 3 exons.
AUGGAGCUGCCUCCCCGCGGCCGGGCGCCGCCGGGCUCGCCGCUGGACAGCGGUUCCCUGAGCUCCCUGGACUCCAGCGUCUUCUGCAGCGAGGGCGAAGGGGAACCCCUGGCGCUUGGGGACUGCUUCACGGUCAACGUGGGCGGCAGCCGCUUUGUGCUCUCGCAGCAGGCGCUGUCUUGCUUCCCGCACACGCGCCUUGGCAAGCUGGCCGUGGUAGUGGCCUCCUACCGCCGCCCCGGGGCCCUGGCUGCCGUGCCCAGCCCCCUGGAGCUCUGCGACGACGCCAACCCCGUGGACAACGAGUACUUCUUCGACCGCAGCUCGCAGGCGUUCCGCUACGUCCUGCACUACUACCGCACCGGCCGCCUGCACGUCAUGGAGCAGCUGUGUGCUCUCUCCUUCCUGCAGGAGAUCCAGUACUGGGGGAUAGAUGAGCUCAGCAUCGACUCCUGCUGCAGGGACAGGUAUUUCCGAAGAAAGGAGCUGAGUGAAACUUUAGAUUUUAAGAAGGACACAGAAGACCAGGAAAGUCAACAUGAGAGUGAACAGGACUUCUCACAAGGACCUUGUCCCACUGUCCGCCAGAAGCUCUGGAAUAUCCUAGAGAAACCUGGGUCUUCCACAGCUGCCCGAAUCUUUGGGGUCAUCUCCAUCAUCUUCGUGGUGGUGUCCAUCAUCAACAUGGCCCUGAUGUCAGCCGAGUUAAGCUGGCUGGACCUGCAGCUGCUGGAAAUCCUAGAGUAUGUGUGCAUUAGCUGGUUCACCGGGGAGUUUGUCUUGCGCUUCCUGUGUGUGCGGGACCGGUGCCACUUCCUUAGGAAGGUGCCAAACAUCAUAGACCUCCUUGCCAUCUUGCCCUUCUACAUCACUCUUCUGGUGGAGAGCCUGAGUGAGAGCAAGACCACACAGGAGCUGGAAAACGUGGGGCGCAUUGUGCAGGUUUUGAGGCUGCUCAGGGCUCUGCGCAUGCUAAAGCUGGGCCGACAUUCCACAGGAUUGCGCUCACUUGGGAUGACCAUCACCCAGUGUUAUGAGGAAGUCGGCCUACUGCUCCUAUUUCUAUCUGUGGGAAUUUCUAUAUUUUCAACUGUUGAAUAUUUUGCUGAGCAAAGCAUCCCUGGCACAACCUUCACAAGUGUCCCCUGUGCAUGGUGGUGGGCCACAACAUCCAUGACUACUGUGGGAUAUGGGGACAUCAGACCAGACACAACCAUAGGCAAAAUCGUGGCCUUCAUGUGCAUAUUAUCGGGAAUCCUUGUUUUGGCCUUGCCUAUCGCUAUUAUUAAUGAUCGAUUCUCUGCUUGCUACUUCACCUUGAAACUCAAGGAAGCAGCUGUUAGACAGCGUGAAGCUCUGAAGAAACUUACCAAGAAUAUAGCCACUGACUCAUAUGUCAGCGUUAACUUGAGAGAUAUCUAUGCCCGGAGUAUCAUGGAGAUGUUGCGAUUAAAAGGCAGAGAAAGAGCAAGUACUAGGAGCAGUGGGGGAGAUGAUUUCUGGUUUUGA